AUGAUCACCGCGGACGAUGAUGAGCCUCUGCACGGUAUAUUAUAUACAAAGCCGCCAUCUUCAGAGAUUCUCAAGGCGCUAGAUUAUCUAGCUAUCCAGCCGAAAAGCUUUGGGCAUGGCUCCCGUGAUGCGUCGAAACCCAAAGUACUACCUUCCGGGGUCACGGAAUACCUCACAUCCAUUAUAUCUAGUUCUUUGGCUUGGUUAGAGUCUGAUUGCUUGCGCGAAGAAAUAUGGGAUAUUGCAUCUGCUAGGUUGAGUGAGCGUGCGGGUCGAACGGCAAUGCCGUCAUUGUCUCGGUUGUUUCAUAUUCCCACAUCGUCUGGCGAAGAGUUCUCUCUUACAUUGCAUGAACCUUCUCUUACAUCUGAUAACUUGGGAAUGAAAACUUGGCUGUCCUCAUACCUACUUUCGCGUCGUCUGCAUUUCAUAUUCGAGUCGGUACCUGAGCUAGUCAACUCUGACCUAACUUCAUCGUCAUCAGGCACUCGGCUUAGAGCCUUAGAACUAGGUUCCGGUACCGGCCUUGUAGGACUCUCAUUUGCUACUCUACAAGGUCCAUCGGCUUCAAUUCAUCUCACCGAUCUUCCUGCUAUUGUGCCAAACUUGGCGAGCAACGCAGCUCUGAAUUCUGAAUUAUUGUGCGAGGUCAAUGCCGAAGUGACAACUGGAGUCCUUGAUUGGUCCACACCUCCUGCUUCGGCUCCAAGUAGCGAAGAGCGGUACGACAUCAUCCUCGCCGCAGAUCCACUCUACUCCCCUGAGCAUCCCAGGUGGCUAGUUCAAACCAUCGAACCCUGGCUCAGCCGAAGCCUACAUGCGCGUGCAGUUGUUGAAUUACCAUUGCGGGACGCUUAUCUGCCUCAAGUUGAGGAAUUCCGUAAGAGAAUGGAAGAAAUUGGUUUAGCCAUUGUUGAACAGGGCAAUGAAACGGGAUAUGAUGAUUGGGAGGACGCCGAUGGGGAGUCUGUGGAAGUUCACUGUUGGUGGUCAGUUUGGGGCUGGAGUGAGAAACUAUAG
Molecule: messenger RNA, 1020 nt
Organism: Talaromyces atroroseus
Lineage: Eukaryota; Fungi; Ascomycota; Eurotiomycetes; Eurotiales; Trichocomaceae
Exons: 3
Coding region: 1-1020 (339 amino acids)
Source: RefSeq, a predicted model, not a curated record